GAGAAAGUUGAGGCUGUUCUUAUGCUAGAAACUCCAAGAAAUGUGAGUGAGUGGCCAAUAUUCUUGGGAAUGAUGGUUUAUUUCUCAGCAUAUGUUCUCUUUUAUGCUUGGAUUGCUCCUUCUUUAUUCAAACUUCUGAAAAAGAAAAAUCAAUAG
Molecule: messenger RNA, 156 nt
Organism: Guyanagaster necrorhizus
Lineage: Eukaryota; Fungi; Basidiomycota; Agaricomycetes; Agaricales; Physalacriaceae
Exons: 1
Source: RefSeq, a predicted model, not a curated record